Messenger RNA from Coniosporium apollinis CBS 100218, 621 nucleotides. RefSeq lists its product as uncharacterized. The record is from RefSeq and is a predicted model, not a curated record. The transcript is spliced from 2 exons. Lineage: Eukaryota; Fungi; Ascomycota; Dothideomycetes. Bases 1 to 621 code for a protein of 206 amino acids.
AUGCGGGCGCAGGUCUACACCAAUGCUAACGACAAGAGCGACCCUAAUACUGCCUUACAACUCCAGGACUACGAGAUCAUCAUUACCGACUACGAGACGCGCGAACAUAGCGAACCAGCUGCGAGCACCUCGUUCCAAAAUCGAAACCGUUCCCCUAAGCCUCUUAGAACGAUGAAGCGACAGCGCGCUGAGCUACAAACUGGAGCAGCCAUGGAAGACCGUAUUGAGGACCUAGAGUUUACGUUGAAAAACGUCCGGGCGUACGCAGAGGCAAUCAACGAGAACCAGCAAGUUCUCAACGACAACAUGGGACUUGUAGAGGAGGAAGCGGGCAAGAACUUCAAUUUCCACGACGGUCUGCAGAAGGCUCAUCAAACCCUGGAAGAACGAGUGGAGGAGUUGGAGGGUCGACUAGUUAUCAUGGAAGCUGAGCGUCGACGGACACAGCUAUCAGCACCUCCAGGCGACAAUGCUCCUCCAGUUCCUGGGGAACAGCUGCUGCAAGUGAACGAGACAAGUGAUCUCGACGCAGAUUUCUACUGCACCACAUAUUCAUUGUUGCAUGUUGAUGAUGCUUAUCUAGAUUCAAUGCUGGUGAAGUGCAAAGAAGAUUUACGCUAA